CAGGGAAGUCCUUCCUGGUCAUUCCUGAGCAAGCUUUUGAAAUGAUACCCAACCCUGCCCAAGUGACUUUAGCCUCAAACCAAAGGACAAUCAACAUAGUCGAGGAGACUCUCACCAAAGUGCUCAUCAGUAAAUGUGCAAAAGUCAACAAUUGUGACAGCAUCAACAUCAAUGUAUACACAGAAAAACAAAACCAAUAAGUUAUUCAUAUUACUGGAAUAUAUAUUUAUACAACUUUUUCCAGAAAUUAUGUUUGUCAUUCUUAAGGUCCAACUUGAUUGUAAAUUAACCCUAUUUUCUUCAUUGCUUAGAAUUAUUGGUAAAUAGUACAAUAAUUUCCUGUAAAAUUUGUCCAGUAGAGUAGAUAGUCAUUUUAUAUAGUUCUAUCAGCUUAUUUUAAGUCUGGCUCAAAGUCACAGAAAACCUUUAUUUUUUUCAUACUUAAAAGAAGUCUGGAGGUACAGAGUUCAGGACUAUAUGAUAAUUUUAUGAUUUGCAAUGAAUUGGAGCCCUUUUAUCUUGCUAUGCUACCAUCCUUGGCAUGCCACUUCAUGGCCCAAAAGGGCUGCUCCAGCUCCAGCCAUCAAAUCUGUAUUCCAGUCAGAAGGGAAAAACAAGGAGUAGAAAAGAGCAUAUCCCCUUCCCAUAAUGAUUCCUCAUAGAAAUUUCACCCAACACUUGAGUUUACCUCUUUUUUUUUUUUUUUUUUUGUCCUAUGGCUUACCUAGCUAUAAGGGAGGCCAGGAAAUGACAUAUUUAUUCCAGAAACUUGUGUCCAACUAAAAACCAACCAUUCUAUUACUAAAGGAAUGGAGAGAAUGGAUAUUGGGACAGACAACUAAGUAUCUGUCAAAUGUUUUUUUAAAGAUUCACUGUGCUAGUUUUUGAGGUUUAAUGGGGGCAGGUAGGAAGGAAUAGGAACUUAAGGCACCAUUUUAUCAUUGUUUAGCAUUUUGUUUAGAGCUGAAAGCUUGCUUCCUCACAAUUAGCUAUUUAGACUGGGUGCUAAAAAGCCACCCUCUACACACCACAAAAAUGGGCUCAACAGGCUUGUAAAGAGAAAAAGUCAUCUUCCAUAUUGAAGGGAAUUUUUGAAUGUCUCAGUGGCCAAAUACAUCCAAACCAUGUAUUUAAGCCAAUAAGAUUUACUGUUGCAAGUAAGCUUUAACUGUGAAAAGCAUCAUAUCCGCGUAUGACUGCCAUCACUUUUGUACUGUAUGUUGUUUGCCGGGAAAUGUAAACCACAGGAUGCAGUCUCUGACCCCAUCCUUAGAGAAUGUUACCAUAGAGGACAUUUCUCCCACAUGGUAAACAAAAGAAAGCAAGGAACGUGAGUGCAGAAGUUGCUUUAGCCAUGAGGGAGCCGAUAGAGCAGGGGCGUAAUGGAAACGACUCAGAGAGGGAGCUGAAUGAAUCAGAUAAGGGAAGCCUCGUGACCUUUCAGCCUUCUCCCUGACUUGUUAAUGAAACAAAAAAAUAAACCUCCAUGCUUGUACUUUGCGUAUGUUGGUUGUCAGAUUGCUUUUCUAAAUUGACUGUAUUUAACCUUGAUGGUGAAUGUACCUUGAUGAUUAAUAGAUUCUGGAAUUUUGUCCAAACUAGAAUGUGAUUUCUCCCUGAAAUAGACUUGAAUAGCAGUCAGGCUGCUUGGUUCUUUGCCUCUGAUCUAGCCACCCCAAGAUCUGGGCUCUUUCUUCCUGGGCUUGUUGAUCCAGCAGAGCUGCUCAUUGGGAUUCUAUUCCUCUCAGCUGGUACCCUCACCAAGCCAGCCUCUGGGUAAGAAACUGCUUGUUUCUACGGUUCUUCAGUGUGACUUCCUCAGGGAAAUAAGGCCCGCAGAAGUAGCCAGCCAGCUGUAGGAGAACACACAGCAGGCACCUAGAGCCCCUCAACUCCUUCCAGAAACAGCAAAGGCUACUGCAGAUAAACCAGGGUAUGUGGGGCCCACAUGGUACAAAGCUCAGGAAGGCUGGGUUUUAAAUUGACAACAGCCUUUAAAACUCUUUGGGGGAAAACAAAAAUAAAAAUAAAUAAAAAAAUUCUUUGGGGGUAGUCGCAUUCAGAGUAAGGGAGGGUUGAAAGGCAGGGAGGGUAUUUUCCUUUUAGAAGCAGAAGGAGCUUCCUAACAGCCUUCCUUCUUUGCUUUGUGCCUGGUUCAGUACUUUCUUAGCAAGUUCUGGGGGAGCUCAGGUCCUGAGAAGGGCUGGGGCCUGUCAGGGCACUAAACAAGCUGUAAAAGCACCCUGGAGGAAAAGGGAGGCUCCUCUGCAUUUCCCUUUCCUGCAGCCCUGCCCUGGUUUUUCAUGAUGUCAUCCAUUCAUCAUUGUGAUCUGAUUGGUGGUCCCAGGCCUUGGCCAGCUGCCCAAGGCCAGAAGGGAAGAGAGAGAUCCCAGGACAAAUGCGCAGCAGGCCCCUGAGCAUGUGCGGAAAUGUUGUCAUCAGUUCCACAUAGAAAGACUUGGAACAAAUCGAAGAAGACAGUCAAAGUCACAAGAUCCUAUCCAACCUUCCCUUCCCUGAAUGCCUGGGAAGAAUUCAGGCGCCUCUUUCCUGUGGAUAGGGAACCAAAUCCUGGAGUGGGCCUGGGUGUGGAGGAGGGACUGCUCUGCCAGAUGGUUCAUUCUCCAGAAUUCAACCUGUUUCCUGAAUCAGUGGUGUUUGAAAGCAACUUUGUCCAGGUCAAAAAGAGCAGGAACUGGAUAGGCAUCUACAAAGCCUCCAACACCAUGGCCCUUGGGGUGACCUCCUCUGUGCCCUGCCUGCCUCUUCCCAACAUCCUCUUCAUGGCCAACGUCAAAUGGCACCAUGGGCAGAGCCAGACAUGGAACCAACCAACUACAGCCCCCAAGAUCAUCCUGAAGAGCCUCGAUUCUGAAGGAGACACUCCUCAUUUUAAUGAAGACAGGGUCGGAUCAGAAGCAAUAUGUGUCUUCCCUCACGCCUUCAGGAUUCUCCCUUUGAAGUUUGUGGAGCUCCAGGUCUGUGACCGCUUUCAACGUGUCCUGCGGUUGAGGACAGUCACGGAGAAGAUCUGCUACCUAAGGCUCCACCCUGACCAUCCUCAGACUGUCUUCCACUUCUGGAUCCGACUGGUUCAAAUUCUGCAGAAGGGCCUGUCCAUCACCACCAAAGACCCUAGGAUUCUCGUCACUCACUGCCUGGUACCCAAGAACAGCUGCAGUCCCUCAGGAGACUCACAGUUAGUGCAGAAGAAACUCCAAGCCUCCCAGCCCAGUGAGAGCCUCGCGCAGCUGAUGGCCAAGGGGGAGAGUGAGGCCCUCUCUCAGAUUUUUGCCGACUUGCACCAGCACAACCAGUUCAGUUCCAGGAGCAGCAGAAAGACAGAGAAAAAAAAGGACAGUCCAGAAAAAAAACGUCCCAGCGAAGACGCCAUCCCUUGCACCCGUGACCUCAGUUGGAGGGAGUCGUUCACCCAUGGAGAGUGGGAAAGAGAGAACCCCACUGGGCUGCAGCCCCUCUCACUCCUCAGCACUCUGGCAGCCUCCACCGGCCCCAGCUGGCACCACUCAUAGGAAGUUCUAUUUGAGCCACACUUUCACACUGGAGAGAAUCUAUGCAGCCCUCGCCAACGCCACUGCAGCAUUCAGCUUUCUGAGGGACUCUGGAUGGAAGGGAGGAGAAAGCUGUAACUAAGGAAAAACUAGAAUAAUCUCACGCUGACAACAUAGCCUUUCCCUGGAGAACCACUUGGGAGCAUGGCUCCUGGAUGAGAAGCAUUAUUCUAGCAUCAUUCCAGUCCAUAACUUCAUGUCCUCACCACUGCACAUCACCACACCUCACCUCCGUUCCAGCACAAGAAGAUGUGCUCUCAGAAGGACCAGGACCAAGAGAUGGAGAGAAGGAAGGAAAGAGAACCAGGACCAGAGGAGAGGUGGAAGAGAACAAAACGGGGGUGAAGAGGAAUGUGGAGGGUGGAAAUCAGAGAAGAAGGAAGAUGCAGAAAAGUGGUGACAGAAAGAAACAGAAGAGAGGACAAGAGAAGUACACCUCUGAGAGAGGCCUCACCGAGCUUCUAUUUAUCUAAUUUAAAACUUGAAAGUAAGGCCAUAUACCAAAAGAGAUACGUGUUUUCUUCUCCGCUCAGAUUCCUCUGGAUAAGGAUGAGGAGACAGAAAUGAAUUCCAGCCAAAGGCUUCUCCUUAAAUGUCCCUUUUUGCCAGUUUCUCUUGUUAGUCCCUCUUUUCUGAUUCAAGCUUUAGACCUUCUUCCUUAGUGCAUUCCCUAACUUGAACUUGCUAGCCUGGCCCUGCUGUUCCAAAUGGCGGUUUGGGUUUGAGGCUGCAGAAAGGUUCCUGCAGGAGGUUGUUAAGACAAGGUCUGUGAAACAGGCGGAGUUUCUCUUUUGUGUUCAAACUUUCAAAGUUUACUAUUGUCUCAGCCCUACAAACACUGGCUCACUUUCUUUUGCAUAUGACACCCCCUUGAAAUGUUGACAUAUCUUGUUAGCGCUUAUUAGAGAUUCCAAGGAGAAGAGACACAGGCUCAAAGCACAGGUAAAUCAGAGGUUCCAGGCUUGAAGUAUAGGUAAAAUCAGGGGUUCACAAAUUAUAGAUCAAGAGAGUCACUAAGGAGGGUCUGCCAGACGGCCCAUGGACUGACCUCUAUUUAAAAUGCACAAUAUUUCACAUUCAAUAAAAACCAGACUAUGAGUAUUUCGGAAAAGCUACCCAACCUUCUAAUUGGAAAGCUUUUUUGGAUGUCUUGCUUUGAUUUAGGAUACCCUAGGAGGGUCUUUUUCUUCACUGAAGUGGUUUUUUUUGAGGGGGGGGGCAGUGACAAAAUAACUUUUUUUUAAACUUUUUAUUUUAU
This is a messenger RNA of Delphinapterus leucas (beluga whale), 4830 nucleotides long. The record is from RefSeq and is a predicted model, not a curated record. NCBI's taxonomy places the organism in Eukaryota, Metazoa, Chordata, Mammalia, Artiodactyla, Monodontidae.